AUGGCGGUCGAGGCUGUUCCUAGUUAGGGGAGCGAUUAAGCAACUUUUAACCGCAGUUUAAUAAGAUAACGUUAUUAAUCCGCUGACGUGAUGCGGUUGUAGUCUUCAUGAAAAUAACAUUUAUUGGUGAACGUGUAUUAACUUUGCCGUCGUUUACCGUAAGGGCAGCUGUCUAAGUUAGCAAGUCUGUGACAAGUUUGACGGUCGAACGCGGAGAGGCAGCACGGGCAGUUUUCCUUUAUCUCCAAAUUCAAAUUAGCUCCCUCGCAAGUUCCCAAAAUGUCGAAGGUGAAGGCGAACGCAGCUGAGUCGGGCACAGCUAAAUCACGACAGCCCAAAGCGUCAGAGAAGAAAAAGAAGACCAGAAAGAAGAAGAUACACUGGGUUAAGGACAAAUCUAACCUGAAACAGCCUGCAGCCGAGGAGGGGAAAACUAGAGCCGGGCAAACGCUACCCCCGAAAGAUGCCCAACAGUUCUCUGCCAACUGGAAAAUGCUGCAGGAGCUGCUGAAGACGAAUAAGCCACCAGAGAAGGAGCAGGCUGGGAUACAGAACUCCAAGAAUGUCAGUUCACAAAAAACAGACACCCAGAAGAAGUCUUCCACAAAGAUAUUUAAGAGCAACCCCGGCGCCACCCAGGAGGGCGCCGGGAAAGUGAGAAAGGACAAAGCUGUUCCAGGCAAAGUUGGCCUGAAGCAUUGUAAAGGGGAUGCGGAGGGUCCAAAUGGUUCUGAGGUACAACAGAGUAAAGUGAAACACAAGCGAAAGAACAAUGGAGAGAUGGUGAACUCAAAGCGGGCAGCAAAAAAGACGAAAGCAGCAGCAGCAGCGGAGGAGUUGAAGCCCACAGAAGCUGACCUGUGGUUUGAUGACGUGGACCCUGAUGACAUUGAGGCCACCCUGGGAGCAGAAGCGGCAGACAUCAUGAGGAGGAGGCAGGGCAUUCAGAGGAACUCCUCUGGUGACACUGAGAGUGCCCUGGUCAAAGAGGGAGCCUUCAAAGGCCUGACCAGGGCGGUGGCCAUCGACUGUGAGAUGGUGGGCGUUGGUCCAGACGGAGAGGAGAGCAUUGUGGCGCGCGUCUCACUUGUGAACCAGUUUGGGAAGUGCAUCUACGACAAGUUUGUUAAACCAACCGAGAAGGUGACCGACUACCGGACCGCUUUCAGCGGCAUCCGACCGGGAGACAUCAAAGACGGGGAGGACAUCCAGACGGUCCAGAUGGAGGUGGCUGACAUCCUACGGGGGAGGAUAGCAGUGGGCCACGCCAUACACAAUGACCUGAAGAUUUUACUUUUGGAUCAUCCCAAAAAGAAGAUCCGGGACACCCAGAAGUAUAAACCUUUCAAGCAGAUGGUAAAGAGCGGUCGACCAUCACUGAAAGUGCUCUGCAGAGACAUUCUCCAUGUCAAAGUACAACAGGGAGAACAUUCCUCCGUCCAGGAUGCGCAGGCCACCAUGAGACUGUACACACUGGUGAAGAAGAAUUGGGAGGCCGAGAUCAAAACCAAACAGAGAAACAAUGGCACAAAGAACGAGAGAAAACCCCAAUCCGCUAAAAAGGAGAGCAGCCAUCUGACGGGAUCAUGAGUUCAAACUGGUGUCUGUCUGCUGGGAGACGACAGACCACUGGAGGCUUGACUGGAAAUAUCACCGGGUUUGUCGAAAUAAAACAAAAGCACCAACUGGCAGAUUAAAUUUGCAUUUAUAACGCUGAUCAGCACAAUAUGGGAAGUUGUGAACCAGCUGUGAAAACUGAUCCACAAAGAAAAUAUCUCCAGUAACGAUGCUUUACAGGAGUUAGAAAAUGGCAGACAUGAAAAAAAACAAGAAAUCAUAUCAAAGCGUCUCUGAAUAUUUAUGAGGCUGUUGGAGAGAUGAGGCUGAGUUUUAGCCUGAGGUCUUUACACUUGAGAGCGCUCACCGUUCUUUAGCCGAGACCCGGUCCGGGUCAGGAGGACCCCGUGGUCAGAUCUCAGAUCGGUGUGGUCGGUUGACUGUCGGUACAAAGCGGUUUAAACAGCUCACCUGUUCUUUUGGUCAUUUUCAUUCAGAACUUUUCCAGAAAACCAACUCCUGAAAUCUUCCUUGGUGUGGUCGGCAGCGGCCUCUUCUGUCAACAUCACAUAUACGGUGUGAAGUAUGUGUUUUUACACAUGUAUGUGUACACACAGACCUCAGCAGAACGUAGGAAUCAUUUGUGCGUGAUCACUGGUCGCCUUGCUGUUGUGUUGUUUUCAUCAUUGCGUUUGUGUGACGUUUGUUUAGAACCCGUCUCGCCAUGAUGUGUCUGUGUUUUAACAGCUGAUUCAUUCCUGAUUGGUGUGAAGAGUUUUCUUCAGGUUCUCUUUGAGAAACUUCGGAAUAAAAAGGGAGACUUGGUCUCUUAUGU
Messenger RNA from Lampris incognitus (smalleye Pacific opah), 2392 nucleotides. It is a transcript of the gene rexo4, whose product is annotated as REX4 homolog, 3'-5' exonuclease. The record is from RefSeq and is a predicted model, not a curated record. Gene Ontology annotation, biological process: DNA catabolic process; rRNA processing. The transcript has 8 exons. Lineage: Eukaryota; Metazoa; Chordata; Actinopteri; Lampriformes; Lampridae. Gene Ontology annotation, cellular component: nucleus. Gene Ontology annotation, molecular function: nucleic acid binding; 3'-5' exonuclease activity. The coding region runs from base 280 to 1590 and encodes 436 amino acids.